Neodiprion virginianus is the source of this 3987-nucleotide messenger RNA. Its product is annotated as peptidyl-prolyl cis-trans isomerase G-like. The transcript is spliced from 9 exons. The record is from RefSeq and is a predicted model, not a curated record. Bases 1972 to 2940 code for a protein of 322 amino acids. Lineage: Eukaryota; Metazoa; Arthropoda; Insecta; Hymenoptera; Diprionidae.
CCCUGCGAUAGCUGCUAGUGUACUUAAUAACAUAUUUUAAUUUGAGAUGAAUCGGUCGAGUAGUUUUUUUUAAUAGAUCAGCAUAAGACAGAAAAAAGUAGUUUUGAGAUAAACGCGUUUAAAAUUUCAAAUGAGUAUUUUCUCCAAAAAAUUAGAUUUAAACGUGUACUCACAUUACGGGGAUAAUUACUUAAAUAAGUAAGUUAACUCUCAAAACUAAAAUAUUUUCACUACAACUCGGGUAGACAACUCAGGUAGCAGCUGCUUUUCUACGAACAAUAGAACUAUUCACUGAGCCCACAGACCCUUCUACUUACUUUCGCCGACCUUCAAUGGGCUGUAAAACUUGAAAUACUGUGAAUAUCAUUACCAAAUUUUCACAGUAUAUUCUUAAGAUACUAUACUUUCGAAAUAUUGGAAGAAAAAAAAUCCACCUUUUGAAAAUUCUAUACCGCAAGGUCCCCUUAAACAGCAUCAUCAGAAGGAUUAAACAACAUCAUCGGGAAGAUUAAACAACAUCAUCAGGAAGAUUAAACAGCAUCAUCAGAAGGAUUAAACAACAUCAUCAGGAAGAUUAAACAUCAUCAGGAGGAUUAAACAGCAUCAUCAGAAGGAUUAAACAACAUCAUCAGGAAGAUUAAAUAAACCACAAUUUUCAAAUCAAUAUUUACCAGUGAAUUGUUUGUUUGUCUUUAAUACUGUCGUGUCUUGAAAACAAAAUAUUCAAUUUUAUUUCAAUACUCUUGAACUCUGUAGAAAUCUUGCAUGCAUUGAAAAUCUUUUCCAUCUAAAUUAAUUAUUUGAACCGUUUCCAUCGAGUUUACUGUUUUCCACUCAAUUUUUUAUUCGUGAUGAUAUCUAAAAUUUAACCACGGUACCUAAACUGUGUGCAAUUUAAAUGCAAUAGAAUGGAUUCUACAAGGUUGCAUCAUCGAAGAUUCAAAAUCAGCACGGAAUUGAAGCGGAAAAUUUACUUUCGAAUGAAAAUUUGAAAGUGAAUCAGGCGACUGUGAAAAUAAUAUUUACCAAAUCAUAAAUUACAAUAAUGAAUACAAAAUGCUAUUGAAUUUAAUUUUAACUGCCACCGAUUUAACAAGUAACAUGUAAUUUUUAGAUAGGUAUUGUUUUUUCAGGUUCAUUAAUCGUAUAUUUAGAUAUUGUGUUUGCUAGAAAUCUCAUCUAUUAGUGGUAUUACUAUAUUUUAAAUACACGACCUUAAAUCUUCUUAUAAUUCAGCGAAGUAAUGGAUUCAGAUGGUAAAAUUGUGAUGAGUGUUUAUUUCGUAAAAUUUUCUUAAAAUUCAUCAGUGCAGCAAUUUUAAUCACGAAGAAAUAAUCGAGAGAAAAUACACUAUGGUCUUGAUAAUCAUAUUCACCACGUAUUUAAAAAACAAAAAAAGAGAAAAGAUCCACCUAAAUCUUACCAAAAUUGACUACUAGCAUGACCAUUUUUCAGUUCAUAUUUGAAAAUACAUUGAGAAUUAAAAUUACAAAAUAAUAUUCGAUUAACCACGAAUAAUAUUUCAUUUCGAUAAUUUCCGAAUAACCACACUACUGGAAGUUUAUCAAUUGCAAGCCAUGAAUCAGCGUCCAAGAUUAUCAGUAACGAGAUAUUUGCUCUGAAAAAAUUAAAACUCGAUGCAAAGGUAAUUUUCUCCUCCAGAAAAAGAGCCUCCCAAGCUCGUCGAGCUAUCUAGCUUUUAUCGAUCAGACUAUGAAUUAUAAGUCUUGGAUUUUCAUUCGAAAAAUACUUGCUCGAUACUUUGAGUGAUGGUUAAUCCUUGAAAAAUACUGACUUACUCAUGAACUUCCAGCUUAUCUCUUCAAUUGAAUUUCAGUAAGAAUCAAUAAACAUUCUGAUUCAGUAAAUACAAAGUAAAACUUCACAUGGCUUACAAUUAUUUCUAUCUAACCAGAACAAUGCAUAAAAAUCUAUUUGGUGACUACUUGAAUUGGCUGUCGCGUAUGUUACAUGCUUCUGCUUAUGUAUUUUUAUCUUACACAAAAUCCAAUCAACCCUAAACGGUAUUUUAACAUCGAUUCGUCAUCGCCUCAGGACGAAGACCUCACCGACCUGAAGAACAUAGAGCCAGCCGAAGUCACACGGAGACAAGGCGAUCCGAAUCUGACCGAAGAGGAGGUCACUACAGCAGUGAAGAUCAUACUCGCUCAAGAGAUUCUCAUCGGCAUGCUCGUAGCCGCAGUCACAAUAAUGUUGGCUCUCAUGAGGCCCGGCAAAGAAGAACACGGAGCCCUAGCCCACGGCCUGAUUAUUCGAGACGUAGAACAGAUGACCGUGACCGAGAACCACGCAGACCAUCAUCUACCUCAGGACAUCGCUCUGACCAACGUAAUCCUAUUCAUUACACAUUACAGACAAUCCCGUUCGGCAACUGGAUCACAGGGGAUUAUGAAACGAGAACAGGACCAAUCGCCAUCGUCUGAUGAAGAGUCGCCGACAAGAUUCAACGAGAGAGGUAUUCGUAAUAGGAGUCCUAUCCGCGAGAGACAUGACAGGGAAACUGAAGAAGCAGCUGACCAGGAACUUUAUCGUCAACGACGCCAACAACCAUCGCCCACCCCAGAUGACUCUCUCCCGGGGGCUUCAAAAGUGGUGGUUUUAUGUCCAGAGUCUAUGCCCACGUUACCAGCUUGGAUAAGAUCAUUGGGAGAGCAGUUUGUAUGCGUUGUGACUCCAGAUGACCAAGCACGACGGCAACUGCGAAACCCGCCUCCUCCGCCACAAUAUCCGCGACGUCCAAUACAACCCUUGGGACAUCCAUUUCCAUAUUUUAGCACCUACGCAAACGAUGAAUGGGACGACCGCCGAAUACGAUACCCAUACCCCCCAUACAGAGGACCCUCAAUGGGGGCACCUAGAGGACGUGGAGGAUGGUACAGACAGGGGGAACGUAGAGGACGUGGAGGAAGCAAUUACUAAUGGGUUGGAUGUCAAUGAAGGGAAAUUAUUAUUUAUCAUUUUAUAUAGAACAGGAUGCCAGGGCGAAAAAUUUCCCCCAGCAAAACCAAUUGCUAAAGGAGACACCCGCCACUGAACAACCAAAAUAGUACUGCUGAGAAGAAGAACUUGGAUAUUUUUAUAACCGUUGAUCUCAUACGUAGUCUUUGGUAUUUACUUGCGUGGUCGAUAUUUUGCAAUAUGUAUUCAAAAUUUUUUAUUUUUCAAAGUAAUUGUCGUAUACUUGAUCAUAAACGUUUCUUUCUUCCAAAACGAACAGUUGAAGCGAUAAUAUUUACCACAGUAAUAACACUUGCUGAUACAAACAUUGAUGUGCCAUAUAAUAUGAUUUCAUAAUAAUCAGAUUCUUUUCCUUAUUAUUUGACAUGCGAUACCAUUGACGAAAUAUGAAUUUCAGCUAUUCACCUAUUGUCUAUUAUUAAUUACUUAACACAUUGUAUGCUUUAUAAAAAUUAUAAAUUUUUGCAUUUUUAAAAUGUAACAUGUACAACAUGAAUCGUAAUAGAUGUAGAAUUGACACAUUUCAAUAAUUAAUUACAUUGGGGUAAGAUAAAUUUCACUUUUUUGUUGGGAUCAUUUUACUAAUUACCAAUCGAUUAAUAACGGACCGUAGCACGUAGCGUGCGAGGGUGCGGAGCGGGAGGAUCCGAGUUCCAAUCCAAAGCCUGUCCGACGACCUAAGCGGCAACUCGCAAGAAUUGUAAGAUGUGUCCACGGCGUUCAGGCGCUGUAUCGACGAGCUGGGGCUAGAAUUCGGUUCCGGCUACACCCGGACAAGGUUUUCUGCAGUUUUCCUUGUCCCUUGCGCGAAUGCGGGUGUUUCUAUUUAACAUUGUAAGACGGUCUGCAGACGCAUAAUGGUGUUCCCUAACUUAUAUUAUAUUGAACACUUUAAAUACCUUGGGAAUAUAAUCUAUCGGGUAUUGCGGGAUGGAGUAGUCAUUAUUAUUGUACAAGUCAAAUGUAACACGCUUAACUCAAAUAUACGCUUCACAACGGGAACCAAAA